CGGUAACGGCCAGACGCGCGCGCUGGCGCGGGCCGGUCGGUGGCCACCGCAGCCGCCCCCGGAGCCGCGGGUGCCGGGGCCUCCCCGCGAUGUGCCGCCGCUGCCCGCGGGCUGCUCGCCAUGGCGGGGACCGGCGGGCGCCUCUCCUCCCUGCUGCCGGGGCUGGCGGCCGCGCUGCUGCUGCUGCUGGGGCGGCCGCCCCCCGCCGAUGCCGCAGCCGCCGCCACCCGCCCGCAGCAGCAGCGGGCGGCUCUGCCGGCGGGCAGCCCCGCUGCCGCCUCAGGAUCUGUUUUUACGCUAAAAGUUCAAGUAAAUGACAUCGUCAGUCAUCAAUACCUGCAACAAGCAGUUGUAGAGGUGUUUGUUAACUACACAAAGACAAAUUCUACUUUUACUGGAAACAAUGGAGCAGUGUUAAUAAAAGUUCCCUACAAAUUAGGAUUAAGCUUAACAAUCGUAUCAUACAAGGAUGGCUACAUGUUAACAACUUUGCCUUGGAAGACUGGGAGAAUGCCAAUAUACUCAUCUGUGACGCUUUCAUUAUUCCCCCAAAGUCAAGCUAAUAUAUGGCUCUUUGAAGAUACUGUCCUAAUAACUGGAAAACUGUCUGAUGCCAAAUCUCAACCAAGUGUUCAGUUUCCCAAACUUCUAAUAAAGCUUCCAGCAAAUCACCAUAUUACCAAUGUUACAGCCUAUCUGACAGUGCCAGAGCAAUUUUUGACAAUGGACAGCUUUCUUUAUACAACAGGAGUUCUUCUAAAUAAAUCGGGUUUCAAAAGUAUGGAAUUAACUCCUCUUGCUGCAAUAUGUGUAACUCUUCUUUUGGCGGGGAAAGAACUGCAAGUCAAUGGUCCCAUUGAGAUUACACUUCCUCUUCCCACAAGGACUGUAAAGCCAGGAGAUGCCAUACCUGCAUGGACAUUCGAUAUGAAGACUGGUGCUUGGGUAAGCCGUGGGCUGGGAAUGGUAAAGGAAGCAGAUGGUCAGUUAGCAUGGACAUACACUGCUCAACACUUGGGCUACUGGAUAGCAGCUCCACUGUCUGCAACAAGAGAAUCCAUUAUUACUGCCGUUUCCAAGGACAUAACAGCCUAUCACACAGUGUUCCUUACAGCCAUACUGGGAGGUACUGUUAUCAUUAUAGUUGGAUUUUUUGCUGUUCUUCUGUGUUACUGCAGGGAUAAAUGUGGUCGGACACAAAAGAAGGAAAAAAAUACAGCCAAGCUGGAGGUCAUAAAGAAAGACCAGACAACAUCAACAACUCACAUAAAUCACAUCAGUGCUGUCAAAGGCUCUUUAAAGCUGGAAGAUAAGUCGCAGUUAUAUCCCACGAAGGUUUCUUCAUACAGCCCUCAGAGCAGGGUAUCCACAGACACAGAAGAUGGAAAAUCACGAGACAAUUUUAAAAUCUACACAGAGGAUACUUCUUAUCAGUCAUCCUGUCAGACUGGUCAGUCACGAAACGCAGCCCGUUCACUGGAGCCUAAUGCUGGAGUUAAGCACUUACAGCAGCCAAAGCACAGUACUGGUGCUAUUUCCCAGGCCCCUAGGGACACUCAAGACCAAAACAGAUACCUUUCACUGCAAGAAGAGCUGUAUGGACUUUCCCAUAUCCCAGACCAUCUGAUGCAUAUUUACAACCAGCCUAUUGCUAUUCUUCAAACCUCUGACCUUUUCCACUCCCCGGAACAAUUGCAUCCUGCUAAAUCAGCAACUUUGCCAAGAAAAGGGCAGUUAGUAUACAGCCCCAUGCUGGAACCCAUCAAUCGUGACAGCUACGUGCAAACGUUACCGAAACUGCCAGUGCACUCUCAUCCACAGCCUUCUGCCUGCAGGGAAGAAAACAGUGAAUUAGAUGGUGAAGAGGGCUUACCUUCCCAAGCAUCCAACUGGGGCCGGUACACCAACAGCUUACUGGAAUCUGUCUCUGUUCCUGGGACAUUGAAUGAAGCUGUUGUAAUGACUCCGUUUUCAUCUGAACUUCAAGGUAUUUCGGAACAGACAUUAUUGGAACUCUCUAAAGGAAAACCAUCUCCACACCCUCGAGCCUGGUUUGUAUCCUUGGAUGGAAAGCCGAUUGCUCAAGUGAGGCAUUCUUUCAUAGAUCUGAAAAAGGGCCGAAAAACAGAGAGUAAUGACACCAGUCUGGACUCUGGUGUGGACAUGAAUGAGCAUCAUCCUAGUAGGAAACUGGAGAGAGAGAAAACUUUCAUUAAAAAUAUGCCGCAUUCCAAGAUUCUUUACUUGGAAGACCUGGAUCUGAGUAGCAGUGAAAGUGGGACCACUGCUUGCACUCCAGAGGACCAGGCUGUGAAGCACGUUCUGGAUGGAGGGAAUGGGCCAGUCAUAGAACAGCAUGAUGAAGAAGGUCUAAGAAGAAAAACGGGAUCAGGAAGUCAUGAAUCUGGUAUCCCUGCUGCUAAAAAAAGGGAUAGACCAUCUAUCGCAAAAAGAGAUAACAAAACCAAUAUCUGGAAGAAAAGAGAGGAGAGGCCGCUUAUACCUAUAAAUUAAAACACCAUGUGCUUUGUGUUGUUGCUCUCCCUGCUGUUUAUUGACCUCUUGGCUGCUUGUGUAAUUCUGCAGUGUUGGAUUUACAAGGGAAAAGUUGUUUUCAAGUACCAAUAAAAAUUGUGAAUUUUUUUUAAUACACCUUUUGAGUUGCUAAGCUUCAUCUGGGCAAUUGAUACUCAAUGUGAAUUGAGAACAGGGAAAUGCUACUAUGAAAAUUUUCCAGUUCCUAAUUUUGCUGGCAGUAUAGGGAAGGCCCACAUUUUAAUUAGCCAGUCAUUCUUGGACACACCUCUGGGAAUGCAUGGAGAGAAACGUAGGCACGUGUUUUAAUUUUUUUGUACUCGUUGCUAAUGCAUUAGUAGACUGGUUAAAGCUGCUCCUCAGCCUUUUUCCUAAUCAGUGUAACUGUCUGUACAGUAUUUUAUAUGUGAAGUUUUCUAGGGAUCUGUUACUUCUUUGUAUAAGGUAAAAUGUUUCAUCACUUAGUCCCAUGACACCAGCAGAUGAGCUCUGUUGGAUUUACAAGCAGAGCUCUCUAGCAUUACUGCCCUCCCUGUGUGCCCAUCCAUGUGCAAAAGGUUCCCUUUCCAUGUAGCAGUGGCAGAAGGGGGGAAAUGGACAGGCGCUGUGGCUGCUGCAGUUAAUGAUCCUUGCUGUCUGAAGAUGCUGCCCGUCUGCUCUGUUUUAACCUGUUUUGUUACAAACUGUGGACAUUGAAGACUGGCAUCUGCUUUGAAGUGGCCACAUCUGGCAGAAAAGGACUGGUGCUGUUAGCAUUGGAAGCUGCUGCUGCUGCUGGCCCCAGUGUCUUGUUUUGCUUCGCUGUCAGUUAACAUCUUCUCUUCUACAUGCAGUCGGGCCAGUUGUGCUCCACAACACAGUCUUGAAUCCCUGCAAAUUUAUAAGUUAAGAGUUCGGCCCAUAUUGGAAAAGUAUCCAAGUUUAGACAAAUUAUGCUUUUGAAAUAGUUUAUUUUCCAGGGAAGUUUGGCUCUAUUGCAUUUUAUAUUUUUUAAAAUGGAACAUCGUCGGGGUGUUAUGUGCCUACAUUUGGUCAGCCUGAGCUACUUUUGUCUAGAUUGUGCAUUGCAGAGGGGUUAAACAGGCUUUAAAAGUUGGAGUUUUCAUGGGCGUGAGAGAGCAGAUAGCAAAAUUUGGUUUAUAAUGCAAUUUAAAUACUACUUAUGACUCAGAGUUAAAUUUACCAAAAGUCAUGAAUGCAUGAAAUGUAACUAAGGUAUGUAUAGAGGAAGGAAAAGGCCAUCAGAAUAUUCUUUAUUUUUUAUGUUCAUCUUGUAAAAGUGAUUGUUUCAACUUUGGCUAACAGAAAAGUAGGUACAUCCCUUCAUGUGCUUCAUAUAGUGUAUAGGAUGUCUUUCUGUGGCUUUUAAGCUGUUUCUCUGAUGAAAUAAGUUCCAGCAUUUUGGCUUUGGCAGUUUGAUUAUAAAUCAUCCCAGAAGAAGGCUUUAUAAAUAUUUCCCUUAGAGCCUGGUUAAGGUCCUAUAUCAAGACCCCAACAUACAAUGCCUGAUACUGAAUUGUGGAGUGAGGUGUACACAGUUGUAGGCCCUGUAGUAGUGCACUCAAGAGUUGGGAAAUAUCCUAUGCAGCUGGGCUUCUGGGAAUAUUCACUCAGGAAACUUUACUGUAAAAUGUCUGUUAUGUUGGGUUUGUCAGUUGUCUGGUCCUGUUUCUAGAAGAAUAUGCAAGGUAACCAAAGUGGUACUAGCAAUAUACGUCAGUCCCACUUCUUCUGGUGUGCAGUUGCUUCACAAACAAAAUAUUAUAUUCCUGUUGAGUUCACAAGUUUGGAAGUGCAAAAUAAGUUUGAGGUGGGUGCAACUAAGUCUGUAAUUAAAUUGGCCAAAGUAAUCUGCUUUAGUUAUAUGAUUCAUGUACUCUGGAGGUAAAGAUGGCUAGUCACAUUGGCAUGCCUUUGGUAGUCUUUUUAGGUAACUGUAAUUCAGUAUUCCUAUACUGAAUACAUUUUCACAAUACCUUUUUUCUAUAUGCAGUUCCACUGGAUUUUGUGUGACUAACUCUCUAGACCCAAAUACUCUAAUCGUCAACCUGUGAUAUAUACAGUAGUAGGAGUCAAUUUGUAUGUCUUGUGUAGAUGCACAUUUCUUCUGAAAUAUUGCCCUGCUCUUAAAGUUGCAUCAGUUCUAAUGGCUCCUUUUUUAUAUAUAUUCUAUUGAACAUAAUAGAACAUCCCUGACAAUCUCGUUGUUUUGAGGUGUUAAUAUUCAAUUGAUAUGUCUCUUCUUGAAUAUUUUUUGUUCACUUACAGUAACUUAAAUAUUUUGAUUUUUAAUGUAUUUUUUACUAUAUAUACUAUAUAUACUAUAUAUACCAAAACGAUCUAAUUCCCCAAACUUACUUGUGUCACUAAAAAAAUACAGACUACUGUAAAUGGCUUUAUUAAUGAGAGUUCAAAGGAAUGAAGAUUUGCACUCCAGCAUUCUUGUUCUGUGUCACAGUAGUAUCUGGUCACCAAAGGAAAAGGAUUGGAAAUGGUAAAAAAAUCAGUUAUAAGUUGGAGACUUUGAAGUAAUGGUGCCUAAAGCUGUGCUGAUGUAGUGAUUGUUGUCUGCUUGGCUAGCUGGUCAAGAGCAAAAAGCAGAGUUUGGUUCUGUACCAUCAUUCUAAAGGAGCUAUUGGCUGCCUGGGUUUAGGCACGAUUUUACCUUGUACAUAGAGUAGUAAUGCAGAAUGGCCCCUUUAAAACCUGUGCAUCAGUGAUGCACUUCAGCUUUUAGCCAACAAAGCAAGUCAGAGUGGAACAGAUCUUGCCAGACUUUCUUGCUGCUAGGCUUCCCAGGAGUAGGAAGAAAGAAUUAAUAGGCAUCUCAUCAUAUACAGGAAUGAUUUUUCUACUAGACAGCAGCUGCUCCCUUCCCAAAUGAGAGUGUAGGUGUUUCUUUUGGCAGAUUAUUUAGAUUAUUUUCUGGAGAGGACAUGCUGCAGUUCUGGCAAUACCAUUUCCAAGGCUGUUGUUAGCUGUUGCUUCUAUCCAUGCCAGUCAGGCAACAGAGGUCUUUGCUUUGUUGAUCGCAUCUGUCAACUUAUCUUUAACUUGCUGACAUUUAUCACAUAAUGCCUUACGCUGCUUGUAACACUUUAAAAUGUGUUUUUAAAGUCUAGUUUUAUAUUAAAAAUAAAUACAUAACUUGUUUUCUAUGUCAAAUGAAAACUAUUCUGUAGACAGAAAUUAUUGCUGCAGUUGUACCUGCAAAGAUAAAUGCUAUGGGAAAACUGCUGAUGCCUGUAGGCACUAAAGUUUGGAUUUAAAAAACUGUAUAACUCUAAAAUUAUUAUCAUUAUACUUCAUAUUUUUAUUCAGUAUUUACAGAAUUUAUUGUCUUACUGUUCCAGCUGUAAGUUGGAAUUUAUGCUCUGGAAACCUCUAUUACCUAUUGUCACAGUUAAAGUCAGGCAAUUAAACAAAUUAUAAUAAUGCUCUUGAUCCCCUCCCCCUCUACCCAGAUAGGGAAAAAAGAGGGAGAAUAAGGAGAAAGGCUUCCAGAUUGAAAACUAAGCUAGGCAGCUUAAACUAAAUACUAAUCAUAAAAGAAAAUAUGGACAAAUAUAUACAAAUAGGUUGAAAGUGCAAAAUCCCCAUCACCUCCUCCCACUCCCAGCAACUCCCACAGCACUCCUUAGCUGGCUGUGAGCAGUCCCAAAAAAUCCUGGGCCAUUUCUGGAGAUAGCAGAGCAGACAGGAGCUGAGGGCAGAGAUACGAGGGUCAGGAGCACAUGGGCCAGGGGUUCAAACAAGAUGGAUAGACCAAGUUGUCCCUGGAUGCUGACCAUGGAUGAAAGAGAAAAGGAAAAAGAAGGGGUUGACUUCCGUGAUCUCUGAAUUUAUAGUGAAUGUCACAUGUCUAAGGGAUGGCAUACUCUCUUUGGCUAGUUUUGCCAUCUGCCUAGUCCACUCCUCCCUGCAGGAGGGUUGUAGAUAGGACUCUUCUGCUUCUUCAGUGUCCGAAGCAGCAGAUCUGACAAGUGGAGCAAAGCGUCCUUGGUCUCUCAGCAGUACCUAUAAACAUUCCAACAUUAUCAGUCCACCAGCUGGAAAACUUGCUGUUACUUUCAGCAAGCAUGCUGCUUAAAGGAGUUCACUGAAGAAAAAAAAUAAUAAUCAGAAAAAAGAAAAUGGGCUUCAUCCUGGCUCAAAGCAGGACACCUGUUAUAAGCUGGAGUUUUUUACAGUUUUAAAACAUUAAAAAAUGAGUUUGUGUAAACUGAGUUCUAAAACUUUUAAUUCCAGGGAUAACAUACCUGCUGUGUAACAUGUGGGAAAGACUAAUGCUAGUCUGUACUUCUAUAUAGGAUUUCAACAUACGUAUUUAUAGAAUUGUUAAAUUUUUAAAAAUAUUUGUUGUUGUUGGCUCAGUAUUGCAGCACUAACAGGGUGCAAAAAUGCUAGUGCUUAAAAUUAGGUCUGUACAAAAAGUAGCAAGGAUUCAUGGGAAACUGCCCUCAAAAAGACCCGUGAAAGAUUCAAAGGUUUUGACUUACCUGAAUCUGAUGGUUGAUUACCUUGAGGAGAAGUGGGCCAUGCCUGAAGCACCUUUAAAGUAAUCCCCCUCUGAAGAGAGGGGAAUGAGUGGGAAAACUGGAAAGGAUACAGCUUCUUUCUGAUGCUUGUUUCCAAAUUGAUUAUGUAUUUGUGCUUUGGUGGAAUUGAUUCUUUUUGCAGAACACAAAUGUUUGCAAGCAUCAUGUCUCUGUUUUUCACAAGAUGCUUCUCGAGCUGUCAGCUUUUGCAAAAAAAAUAACCCACAUAUGUGCCCGUAAAGUUUAAAGUGAAAGGUGUUAGGUAGAUACAGAAGACUCAAGACAGAAUUCUGUAAUAUUUAUAAGGUGGAAGGUGGUUAAUAAACUUCAGGCCAGUGUCCCUGCUGUAGUUGCAAUACAUUGUGUUCAAAUUCUUCUUCCAGAAGGGAAUCCCAGUUCCAGGUCUUGUGUGCUUUUGACAAGGUGGUUAAUGGAGUUAGCCAGGGCUUGUGUCUGCAGUGAAUUCAUGUGGUAGGUCAGUACUUUAACGUAUCAUAUGUUAAGGGAAGUGAUCAAGCUAAAUAGUGUGCAGCUGCCUGCAUGUGAAUGUCGGUAUGCUACCUAGAAUAAGCUAAUCUACAGUAAUAUUCAGGUUACCAAAUGCUACAUAUUACAGAAAUGUUGUUUAUUUUUUAAGAAUAUGGAGGAGAAUCACUUAACAAGGAAAAAUCUUACAGUACUGUCAGGGAAAUAAAACAAAACAAAAACAAAACAAACAAACAAAAACCCCACAACUCUGGUAUCUUACAAACUUGAAAGCACAACUGAUUUGAUGAUUAUUUAUUUGCCAAUGUAGACCUAAAAGUGAUGCACAAAAUAUAAUGUAGGAUCUACAAAUGAAAACAUUUAGUUGUUGCUGUGUUUUUAUGCAGUAAUUUGUACCAAAGAGGAUGAAAUGAAUGGGCACCAGUCUGAACUCUUCUCAUUAGUUAAAAGGUGAAACAGGUUAACAAUAUUUCUCAUCUAACACUGUGCAAAUUAAAAGGCAGUACACUCUGUCUGUUGCCUAGUACUGCAUAUUAGGAAAAUCUGAGGAUAAAUUAAUUAGCCUGCUGAAGUGCCUUUGUCUUUCAUCAGACUUAUUUUAUCAGUGGGGCACCCAACUAUCUGAAAGCACAUUAUGGGUUUUUUUUCUGUUAGCCAAAAAACCCUUCAAUUCAUACUUCAAAUUAUGUAGCUUUUUUAAUAUUCGAGAAGGCGGCUCUAGUGUUUUUUAUGUUGGAAUACUGGUCCUGCAUGUUGAUGAUGAUGAUUGUCGUAAACCCUGGGUUUUUUUUGUAUUUUAUGUCUGAAAAGAAAUUAAAAAAAUAUAUCUUUAGCAUUCUGAA
Messenger RNA from Apus apus (common swift), 8401 nucleotides. It is a transcript of the gene FAM171B, whose product is annotated as family with sequence similarity 171 member B. The transcript has 8 exons. The record is from RefSeq and is a predicted model, not a curated record. Bases 121 to 2514 code for a protein of 797 amino acids. NCBI's taxonomy places the organism in Eukaryota, Metazoa, Chordata, Aves, Apodiformes, Apodidae.